This is a messenger RNA of Gongylonema pulchrum, 234 nucleotides long. Lineage: Eukaryota; Metazoa; Nematoda; Chromadorea; Rhabditida; Gongylonematidae. The record is from the annotation of a GenBank genome assembly.
AUGUUUUACUGUUAUUGUUUUAUUGUUAAUAAGGAGUGGAUAACAAAGAGUUACAUUGAUGAAAUACGCUCGGUGUAUCUCACUCCACUGAUCAACCUCUGCAGCGGCAAGCAGCGAGUGGCCGAGUCACUGAGUAAAUCCGAGCGGACGAAUGACGCAUCAGAUGGCUCAAGGAAAAGUGUAAGCGGCCGUAGCAGCAGCGAUUUGAUUGGCGAAAAGUUACAAAGUGAGUAA